This is a messenger RNA of Castor canadensis (American beaver), 1186 nucleotides long. RefSeq names its product caseinolytic mitochondrial matrix peptidase proteolytic subunit (gene Clpp). Gene Ontology annotation, biological process: protein quality control for misfolded or incompletely synthesized proteins. Gene Ontology annotation, cellular component: endopeptidase Clp complex. The record is from RefSeq and is a predicted model, not a curated record. NCBI's taxonomy places the organism in Eukaryota, Metazoa, Chordata, Mammalia, Rodentia, Castoridae. Gene Ontology annotation, molecular function: serine-type endopeptidase activity; ATPase binding; ATP-dependent peptidase activity.
AGCCAAGCAGGUCGCGCGGAAGCAUGUGGCCCAUAGUGUUAGUGGGGGGGGCCCGGGUGGCUGCCGUCAAGUGCGGCGCGCUCGGGCCUCGCCUCGCCGCUCGUUUUCUUCCGCAGCGGACGCCCGGGAGCGGCUUGGCCCUAUACCGAGGUCUGCACGCGUCGGCGGUCCGGGCUCUCCCGCUCAUUCCCAUCGUGGUGGAGCAGACGGGUCGGGGCGAGCGAGCCUAUGACAUCUACUCGCGGCUGCUUCGGGAGCGCAUCGUGUGCGUCAUGGGUCCGAUCGAUGACGGCGUUGCCAGCCUGGUUAUCGCACAGCUGCUGUUCCUACAGUCAGAGAGCAACAAGAAACCCAUCCACAUGUACAUCAACAGUCCCGGUGGCGUGGUGACCGCGGGGCUAGCCAUCUACGACACAAUGCAGUACAUCCUGAACCCCAUCUGCACCUGGUGUGUGGGUCAGGCUGCCAGCAUGGGCUCCCUGCUUCUGGCUGCCGGCAGCCCAGGCAUGCGUCAUUCGCUACCCAAUUCCCGCAUCAUGAUUCACCAGCCCUCAGGGGGUGCCCGCGGUCAAGCCACAGACAUUGCCAUCCAGGCAGAGGAGAUCAUGAAACUCAAAAAGCAGCUGUACAACAUCUAUGCCAAGCACACGAAGCAGAGCCUGCAGGUGAUCGAGUCUGCCAUGGAGAGAGACCGAUACAUGAGCCCCAUGGAGGCCCAGGAGUUUGGCAUCUUGGACAAGGUCCUGGUCCACCCUCCGCAGGAUGGUGAGGACGAACCGGAGCUGGUGCAGAAGGAGCCUGUGCCAGCACCAGCAGACCCUCCCACCGGAUCAAGCACCUGAGAGCCAGACCUCAUCUCCAGGAACGUGGAGGGCCAGGGGCCUGCCACACCCAGAGGCUGUGGUCCGCUCACCUCUCACUGCUAAGCCCAGAAGGGCCCCUUGAACUUUGGACGUGGGGGUUGCCCCAAAGGGUGGGGCAGUCUGGCUGAGACACUGGUUUUAAAUUAAAUCUUUGUGGUCUUUGUUCUACUUCUUACUGCUCUGUGAUAUGUGGACAUGUGUGCCCUGCUAGGUCCUUCUGUUUCCCUAACUCCAAGACAGACCGUCCCUCCCUGCAGCAAACUCCUGAACAUACACUGAGACAUACUGUGAUGAAGACAAAAGAGCCAUCUUCAGUGUGCUUA